AUGGAUAUGGAUAAGACUUGUGCCAAUACUAGCGCGGUUGUUGUAUCCAAUAUGGAGCAGACUAGAUUUUCCAUCACCGCUGAUUGUGAAUCUAUCACUGAACCGAAUGACUAUGGUUCAGUUGGACAAUCUGACGUGGUUCCUUUUGCAGUUAUAUCAAAAUUUAUUAAUGAUGAAAUUAAAUUGGUUCCUGUCGCAGCUAGAUCUGAAUUAUUAAUAAGUGAUUCUGAAGAAUCUCACAAGUGCGAAACUCAAAGGGAACUGGAGAAAAUUGCAGGAACUAGCCUGGAGACUGGGAUACAUCCUGUUAUAAACGAUACUGAAUAUAUUAGUGAUCCCGAUGGCUAUGAUUCUGAUCGAGAUCCUGAAUAUGAAGUUUCUCCUAGAUCCAAUACGCCUUCUACUUCAGAGUCAGAGGCACGGCAUGAGUCUGAGUUAGAAGAACCAGAACAUAACGGAAUUAGUUUAGAUAUUCCAAAAGGAAGAGCAAAAAAAGGCAGAAAAAGGAAGUACUUGAAUAUGACUAGAGCGGAAAAUAAAAGAGCAAAAAACAGCAACGAACUUCAUUUUGAUUAUAAAAGAAAGGCUAUAGAGAAGAAAACAUUUGAUGAAACUUUUAAAUGUAAAUGUUACAAAAAAUGUCACAUAAAAGUAAGCACGGAUGAAAGAAAGAGAGAAUUUAUUAAAUAUUGGGAAUUGGGUAGCUAUGACGCCCAAACCGCCUUACUAGGAGCGUUGGUUAGUGAGGAACCUAAGAAUAGAAAGUAUGAACAAAAUAUAAGGUCAAGACAAUUUUCAACACACUACAAGCUGAAUAAAACCGCGAUGUGUGCCGCGAGACUUGUAUAA
This is a messenger RNA of Psylliodes chrysocephalus, 849 nucleotides long. NCBI's taxonomy places the organism in Eukaryota, Metazoa, Arthropoda, Insecta, Coleoptera, Chrysomelidae. The record is from the annotation of a GenBank genome assembly.